Molecule: messenger RNA, 2988 nt
Organism: Paramisgurnus dabryanus
Lineage: Eukaryota; Metazoa; Chordata; Actinopteri; Cypriniformes; Cobitidae
Gene: tial1
Product: TIA1 cytotoxic granule-associated RNA binding protein-like 1
Molecular function (GO): RNA binding; DNA binding
Source: RefSeq, a predicted model, not a curated record
GUUUCCAAAGGUCGCACCAUUUUGUAUGUUCUUCUUUUGUCUGAAUAAUGUUGGGUGAUUGUGUGCGAUUACUUGGUGCCAAUAAAUCUUUACAUAGUUUUUAGCCCAGCCAAAUUUUUAUAAAAAUCAUGAGCAAAAGCUCUGGUUAAAAAUCUGUAGUUCACUUGAAAUUAUUAAAGGGAUGCAUUGAUACACCAGACUUUUUUUUACAUUUACUGCACGUUUGUCAUUGUCUUGAUGUACUAGAGAAAGCUGGCAUGUGUGUCACAUUUCUGUGAGUAAUCAAAAGUUUGUUUCACAAAAAUGUGGUAUCCUGUCUUGAUGUCUUUCUCUCAACAUAAUACAAAUGUAUGCUUCUGCAAGUUGUAAGCCGGCACAGCUUUUGUCCUAAAAGUUGUUGAUUCACUUCAGCAGUUAGUGUUUUAAGAACAGGAUGUCAUAGUGGGUUCAAAUCAUUUUGAUUUAAUUUAUCCUAAUGAUGAUCAGAUCACAUAUUGAGUAUCAUCAGGGCAGCUUAGCCACUAUUUUUUUCCAUAUCAAUCUCUUUUAAAGUGUACCUUAAAAAUUUUCCAUGACUAAUCUCCAAUGCUAUUCAGAAACUGGUAAGUAGUUUUGAUUUACUAAAGCAGUUAAACUGUUAGUUGAAAACACAAAAAUAUAUGCACUUCUAUUCUGAGAAGAUUCUCCUUCAGCUCUGAGUGUCAGUUAAUAGAGCUCUGGUUAUUUUACAGAAAUGCUCAUAGGAUUGGACAGGAGCUUGAAGGCUAACAGCAAGGAACUGUGCACUCUGGGAACUCAGAUGUAGAUUUUCUUUCUAUUUACUCUUUGCUUUUCAUAUUUGUAUAAUGCAUAAUUUUCCCAUUAACGUUGAAGUAGCGUAGACUUUUAACAAACCUCAGAUAAUGCAAAGUAUUUACUUGAAAUAAAAUUGUUUCAUGUUGGUUUUCCUAGUUGUGUUGAUAGUUUGAUUCUCCUAAAAUUCUGAAAAUGUCAAUUUUUCGAAAUUUGCAGCUUCCCAAACUCCGUAUUGGUGGUAAAGAAUUGACCAGGAAAAAUAAAGAAAUCUGUUAACAGGCCAUGGAUGCACGAGUGGUGAAGGAUAUGACAACAGGGAAAUCAAAGGGGUAUGGAUUUGUGUCCUUCUAUAACAAACUGGAUGCUGAGAAUGCUAUGGGACACAUGGGUGGUCAGUGGCUUGGUGGACGACAGAUCCGGACUAACUGGGCAACACGGAAACCACCCGCACCCAAGAGUGUGCAAGACAAUAACUCUAAGCAGCUAAGGUUUGAUGAGGUGGUGAACCAAUCGAGUCCUCAGAACUGCACUGUGUACUGUGGAGGCAUUCAGUCAGGUCUCUCAGAACAUGUUAUGCGACAGACAUUUUCUCCAUUUGGACAGAUAAUGGAGAUUAGAGUUUUUCCUGAGAAGGGGUAUUCUUUUAUCAGGUUCUCCUCUCAUGAAAGUGCUGCCCAUGCUAUUGUGUCAGUGAAUGGGACCACCAUCGAGGGUCAUGUUGUUAAGUGCUAUUGGGGCAAAGAAUCACCUGACAUGGCCAAAAAUGUCCAACCGAUGGAAUAUGGUCAGUGGGGACACUGGAAUCAAAUGUAUGGUAAUCCUCAACAGUAUGGUCAGUACAUGACAAAUGGCUGGCAGGUACCAUCCUAUGGCGUGUACGGGCAAACGUGGAAUCAACAAGGAUUUGGUGUAGAACAGUCACAAUCCCCUGCCUGGGUGGGAGGAUUUGGGACACAACCCUCUCAGGCUCAGCCCGGCCAAGUGAUGAACCAAGCAAAUUUUGGCAUGGCUGGCUACCAGACACAGUGAUCUAGCCCUCAUUUUUCAUAACACACCUCUCACACUUUAUCUUUAACCCUCGCUGUGAGAGCAGGUUCUAGAGACUUAUGGGAGCACAUCAUCUUUUUCCCUACAAGCAUCGGAUGUAAAUCAGGAUUCACUUUAAUGUAAAGACACCCAUUUAGAUUAGAGACAAUUGAAAUGACCACCUUUAAUGGAAAUCUGAAUUCCUGUUUUAAUGGAAUUGGACAAGAUGUUGUAUUGCAUCCCAUCCCUUUUUACUGCAUAUCUUGAGAACUGCAGUUUUUCCUCCUAAACCCAGAUUCACAAACCUCAUUGGUGGAAAGCAUAUGGUGUAAAUUAUCUGAAUAUGUGGUUGAGGGUUUUUUUUUUUUUUGAACAAAGUAAUUUCUUUCCCCUUGCGAAGUAGAUCAUUUGCUAGUUUAAGGUAUGGACUAUGAAUUUUGUAUAAAACAACAAAAAACCUAAACAUUCUGACUCGGCAAACAAAUGUAAGUAAAGGCACUUUUUUGGGGGUUCAUUGAACCUGUGUCUUGUAAAUGUUGACAUGUAAAUGAAUUUCUAUGUGCAGUGGUGUAUAUUUAAUCCACAUUAGCUCUCCAUUCUCCUUCAAAUUCUAGAGCUCUUUGAUACUGUGUGUAUAUCUAUCUUUUUACUUCAAUUUGCAAACGCAGUGAAACAUCUCCCAUUCACAAUGGAAAAAGAGUCUUGAUGGCCAAAUCUGUUAAUAUCUUUUGAUAACGUGGCCUAGAGUAAGGGUUUCAAGCAUGCAUUCUGUCUCACAGGAUGUGCAGAACAAAUGCAGCUUAUGUUAGACGCUUAAAGUGUGGUUGACAUGCUUAACAGAUUCAGUGAAAUUACAAGCAAGCCUUAAUCUUCAGUCAGUCACACAAAUUUCAGUUGAACAAUUUGAGACCCUAAUAGAGAGCUGUAUUUUAGAGCCUACUGUAAAUUUCGUCUUUUUGCUGUUUUAACAUAUGCGUGCCAUUUUUGAGUAGCCAGAGAAAAAGGUUUGAUUUUUUUUCUGCUGGGAGCAGUAAGGAAUUGCAUGUUUCAAACAAUAAUAUUGAGGUUGCUCAACGUAUUGAAUGUAAAAGGCAGAAACGUUUGAAUACAAUUUAGCAGUUUUCUUUUUAGUCUGAAUGAGUCAAUAAAUGAAACAUUGGAAAAUUA